Molecule: messenger RNA, 453 nt
Organism: Dissoconium aciculare CBS 342.82
Lineage: Eukaryota; Fungi; Ascomycota; Dothideomycetes; Mycosphaerellales; Dissoconiaceae
Exons: 3
Coding region: 1-453 (150 amino acids)
Biological process (GO): translation
Cellular component (GO): ribosome; cytosolic large ribosomal subunit
Molecular function (GO): structural constituent of ribosome
Source: RefSeq, a predicted model, not a curated record
AUGAAGUUCCUCAAGGUCGGCCGAGUGGCCAUCAUCUCCCGUGGACGAUACGCCGGAAAGAAGGUCGUGAUCGUUCAACCCCAGGACAACGGCAGCAAGAAGCACCCGUUUCCCCACGCUCUCGUCGCCGGUAUCGAGCGGUACCCUCAACAAAUCACCCGCCGCAUGGGCAAGGCCCGCGCAACAAAGCGCAGCAAGGUCAAGCCUUUCAUCAAGGUCGUGAACUACAACCACUUGAUGCCUACCCGCUACACAUUGGAACUCGAGGGACUGAAGGGUGUUGUAACGAAUGAGACAUUCACUGAGGUCACUCAGCGUGAGGAGGCAAAGAAGACUGUCAAGAAGGCGCUGGAGGAGAGAUAUUCGAGCGGAAAGAACCGAUGGUUCUUCACUCCUUUACGUGAGUUCAGAUGGCGGGAGUGGGAUAUGAGUGCGACCAUGAGGAGACACUGA